This is a messenger RNA of Fonticula alba, 1851 nucleotides long. RefSeq names its product sulfate adenylyltransferase. Gene Ontology annotation, molecular function: ATP binding; sulfate adenylyltransferase (ATP) activity; adenylylsulfate kinase activity. The record is from RefSeq and is a predicted model, not a curated record. Gene Ontology annotation, biological process: sulfur amino acid metabolic process. Bases 65 to 1792 code for a protein of 575 amino acids. Lineage: Eukaryota; Rotosphaerida; Fonticulaceae. The transcript has 3 exons. Gene Ontology annotation, cellular component: cytoplasm.
UCUCCCCUCUCCCCGGGCACGCACUCCUGAGAGCGAGCCACCACCCCCUCCCCGAAGCACCACCAUGUCCAACGUCCCCCACGGCGGUAUCCUUAUGGAUCUGAUUGCUCGCGAUGCUUGCAAGUAUGACGUCCUCCGCGCCGAGGCCGGCACCCUCCCCUCCAUCAUCCUGAACGAUCGCCAGCUGUGCGACCUUGAGCUGCUCCUCAUCGGUGGCUUCUCCCCCCUGGACGGCUUCAUGAACGAGGAUGACUACAACAACGUCGUCACCUCCAUGCGCCUGGCCGAUGGCACCCUCUGGUCCAUGCCCAUCACCCUGGACGUCGAUGAGGAGAUCAUCUCCACCAACAAGCUGGCCGUCGGCUCUCGCGUUGUCCUGCGCGAUCCCCGCGACGACGAGCCCCUCGCCAUCCUGACCAUCGGCUCCGUCUACGUGCCCGACCGCGAGAAGGAGGCCCAGCUGGUCUUCGGCACCACCGACACCCUGCACCCCGGCACCAAGUACACCCUGGACCUCUCCAAGGCCACCUAUGUCGGUGGUAGCCUCGAGGCCAUCCAGCUGCCCACCCACCACGACUUCGCGGCCCUGCGCAACACCCCGGCCGAGACUCGUGCCCUGUUCAAGAAGCUGCGCUGGUCGCGCGUGGUCGCCUUCCAGACCCGCAACCCGAUGCACCGCGCCCAUCGCGAGCUGACCGUCCGCGCGGCCCGCAAGAUCGCCGGUAACAUCCUCAUCCACCCGGUCGUCGGUGUCACCAAGCCCGGCGACAUUGACCACUUCACUCGCGUCCGUGUCUACCAGGCCAUCAUCCAGCGCUACCCCCCGGGCAUGGCUACCCUGAGCCUUCUGCCGCUGGCCAUGCGUAUGGCCGGCCCGCGCGAGGCCGUCUGGCACGCCAUCAUCCGCAAGAACUACGGUCUGACCCACUUCAUUGUCGGUCGUGACCAUGCCGGCCCGGGCAACAUGUCCGACGGCAACCCCCCCUACGGCCCGUACGAUGCCCAGAUCAUGGUGGAGAAGUACAAGGCCGAGCUCAACAUCGAGAUUGUCCCCUUCCAGAUGGUCUCCUACCUUCCGGACACCGACGAGUAUGUCCCGGCCGAUGAGGUCAAGCCCAACAUGCGCACCCUGGACAUCUCCGGCACCGAGCUCCGUCGCCGCCUGCGCACCGGGGCCCCCAUCCCCGAGUGGUUCUCCUACCCGGAGGUGGUCCGCAUCCUGCGUGAGUCCAACCCCCCGCGCAAGAACCAGGGCUUCUGUGUCUUCUUCACUGGCUACUACCGCUCCGGCAAGUCGACCAUCGCCCGCGCCCUGGAGCUGGCCCUGCUGCAGGAGGGCGGCCGCCGGACCACCCAUCUCGAUGGCGAGGUCAUCCGCCAGGAGCUGUCCAGCGAGCUGGGCUUCAGCCGCGAGGAUCGCGAGACCCACCUCGGCCGCACCGCCUGGGUGGCCUCCGAGCUGGUGAAGGCCGGCUCGGCUGUCCUCUGCGCCAGCAUCUCCCCCUUCGCCCAGUCGCGCGCCGCUGCCCAGGAGGUCAUCUCCCGCGCCGGUGGCUUCUACCUCAUCCAUGUGGCCACCCCCCUGGAGGUGUGCCGCAGCCGUGAUCGCCAUGGUGUCUAUGCUCGUGCUGAUGCCGGCGAGAUUACCGGCUUCACCGGUGUCGACAGCCCCUAUGAUGUCCCGGUCGCCCCCAACGCCACUGUCAGCCUUGGUGAGCAGUCCAUCUCCGAGAUCGUUCAUGAGAUCAUGCUCCUGCUCGAGCGCGACGGCUACAUCGGUGGUGCCCUGUAAAGGGCGGAUAUAUCCUCUCGUGUGCGCGCCCCGCGCAUGUGUGUGUGUGUGUGUGUGUG